AGUUAAGAGAGAGAGAGAGAGAGAGUGAGAGAGACAGAGAGCGAGAGAGGGGUUUUGGGCUUGGGGAGAAGAGGCAGCAGAGUUAUUACGAAACAAAGGUUGACGAUGGAUUCAUCACAGCCGUUGAAUCUCCUUUUCAACUCCAAGCCUAGCCGUUCAUAUGUUUGACUUUCUUCUCCUCCUCCCUCGUACGGCGGUGAUCUCUCUGAGACUCUGAUCUCCGAUUUCAGGUUUAAAGCGGCAUCACUAUGCGAUCCCUGGAAUUCUUUUUCCAUUUUCUCGGCAACCAAACAGACUGAGAAAGAAAUUAGUAGCAAAAAAAAGUUAGAUUUUGGUUCUUCCGAAUGAUUCAGCAGUAUUAGAUGGGGUCCCCAAUGUAGCGACACGGCUACAUUUCUCUUCUCUUGUUUACUAUGUAAGCAGAUUUUGGGGGGGGGAAAUUUGCAUAAUGAUAGGUUAGUUGAUGAUUGUUUGACAGCCACGUUUCUCUUCCAUUCGUCGGUGUCAAGGAUUGAGUUUGGCAUCUGCUUGAGAGAGGAGAGUUUGUAUGCUGCUGUCACAUUUUAUUACCAAGCUUGUGAGUUACGGGACUUCUUCAUCCCCAUGUCUCAUAAGUUGGAUGGUCUUGUUCAUACUCAGAUGGCUGUUGCAGUUUCUAGUGGCUCAAGCAAUUGUGAGUGCUAUGGGAACGUUAGAGGAACACCUGCUAGGAGGAGAAGGCGUGUCUUUGUGCAGACUGAGACUGGCUGUGUCUUGGGAAUGGAUCUGGAUAGGAGUGAUAAUGCCCAUACUGUGAAAAGAAGGUUGCAGCUUGCCCUCAAUGUUCCUACUGAUGAGAGAUCUUUGACAUUUGGGGAUGUCAUAUUAAAGAAUGACCUCAGUGCCAUUCAGAAUGAUUCCCAACUUCUUCUAACUAAGAAUGUCAUGCACAGAAGCUUAUCAACUCCUUGUCUCUCACCAACUGGAAGAAAUCUCCAACAGCGAGAUCAGAGUGGUCCUAUUGAGAUAUUAGGGUGUUCAAGUCACUGUGCUAGAACUAAGGAACUGGUUAAGGUCAUUAUGAAAGCGAUCAAGAAUGGUGUUGAUCCAAUCCCUGUUCAUGGUGGGCUUGGUGGUGCUUAUUAUUUUAGAAAUAGCAGAGCUGAGUGUGUUGCCAUUGUUAAGCCGACAGAUGAGGAGCCUUUUGCACCAAACAACCCAAAGGGAUUUGUCGGAAAAGCUCUUGGCCAACCUGGCCUGAAACCUUCAGUGCGGGUUGGGGAAACAGGAUUUCGAGAAGUUGCAGCCUACCUUUUGGAUUAUGAUCAAUUUGCCAAUGUACCUCCAACUGUUCUUGUAAAGGUUACACACUCAAUCUUUAAUGUGAAUGAUGAUGUGAAUGGAAACAACUUUCAGAGUAGGAAAAAUGUUAGCAAGAUUGCAUCUCUCCAGCAAUUCAUUCCUCACGAUUUUGAUGCCAGUGACCAUGGACCCUCAAGCUUUCCUGUUGCCACUGUACAUAGAAUAGGGAUAUUAGAUGUUAGGAUCUUUAACACUGACAGGCAUGCGGGAAAUCUUUUGGUUCAAAAGCAUAAUAGGGUUGGGGGGUUGUGUCAGAUGGAACUCAUUCCAAUUGAUCAUGGCCUUUGCUUGCCAGAGAGCUUGGAGGACCCAUAUUUUGAGUGGAUUCAUUGGCCUCAAGCAUCUAUUCCUUUCUCUGAGGACGAGCUAGAGUAUAUUAAGAACCUUGAUCCAGUUUGUGAUUCUGACAUGCUACGGAAAGAGCUGCCCAUGAUUCGGGAGGCUUGCCUGCGGGUCCUGGUUCUCUGCACAAUAUUCCUUAAGGAAGCAGCAUCUUUCGGACUGUGUCUUUCUGAGAUUGGUGAGAUGAUGAGCAGGGAGUUUAGCCGGCAGGAGGAGCAGCCAAGUGAGCUUGAGGUCGUAUGCAUUGAGGCAAAGAGGAUGAUAGCAAACAGUGAUAUGUCAGUCUUUGAGGCCAAAAGUGGAGAAGAUUACAUGUUUGAUAUAGAUACUGAGGAUCUGGAGGGUGACCUUUUCCCUCAAAUGUCAAUGGAUUUCUUGAACAAAGGUUUAUUCUGUUCAGGGUCCAGAGGUGCAAGUGGUCAUUACCCGCUCUCUAAGCUAGAUGAGAAUUUUGGAGAGAUUGAAGUAGAUGUCACCGACUGGCCAAACCAGGAUUUGUUUCAAAUUACUCCAAAGUCUUCCAAGUCUCCGAAAAAAACUGACUUGGUUGGUGGAAGAAGCCAUCGACUCCAAAGUGGAGCAGGUACUGUGUCUGGAAUCAGAAGUAGUGCAAAUGAGCAGCUGCCCAACACAACAAGCUUUGUGAAGCUUGCUGAUAUGAGCAAAGAGGAAUGGAUUCUUUUUCUUGAAAAGUUCAAGGAACUUCUUUACCCUGCCUUUGCAAACCACAGGUCCAGCUCCACUGGGCAGAUACAGAGACAGAGGCUUGGGACUUCAUGCCAGUUUUGAGACAGAUUGACUACCUGUUAAUGUAACAUACAAAUCUUCCAAGAAGAAUAAAGGUUUUUAGGUAUAGUGGGUGAUGGGGAUUUGUAAGUUCCACAAUGUUACUUCCUCUAAGAAAUAUUCUAUAGUUAGUACAAGUAGCCUGAGCUGUAGAUAUUCUUAGUCACAGAGGUUUCAUUUACGUCGGUAAUUAGCCUAGUGAAGAAAAUGAGAUAGCCUACAUCAAUUACUUUCUUUUAUUUCAAGUAUAUUGUUGUUUUCCCAUAUCUUCUCCAUGUGGACUGUCUGGAGUUUUGGAGAAAUAGUGUGUUAUGGUGGUGAGAAAAAGAGCUGUAAAAGGAGACAAGGAAAGAAAGAGUAGUGUGUACAUUUUGUUUUCAAUAGAGUUACAAAAUUUAACGCCA
This is a messenger RNA of Quercus robur (English oak), 2873 nucleotides long. RefSeq names its product phosphatidylinositol 4-kinase gamma 7-like. Lineage: Eukaryota; Viridiplantae; Streptophyta; Magnoliopsida; Fagales; Fagaceae. Bases 604 to 2472 code for a protein of 622 amino acids. The record is from RefSeq and is a predicted model, not a curated record. The transcript is spliced from 3 exons.